GAGAGCGAGAAAUAUUUUAUGGUUUUUCUGAUUUAUGCAUUAUUAAAAAGUGAACUGUAUAUCUUUAUUGGCCCGCUGAGUACACCAUCACUUUCUGCACCAUUCUGUACAAUGUGAGUCAGAUCCCGCUCAAGCCACCCACCCACAGGGUUCAAAGGCCGACCAGUGUCCAGAUAUAUAUCUGGGAACAAAUUUCUACAUCUUGGUCUUCCAACUGGCUUGGUCCCGGAACAUGCCUCUUCUUGUCCUCUAUAAUCCCGUCAGCGGAAACAGUUCUGGCAAACAGAUCGUCGAAGAACACAUCCUUCCGCUCCUCUCAAAACAUGGAAAAGUCACAGAUAGGGUCGUGAGCACGGAGCGUCCGGGACACGCCGGCUCACUUGUUGUCAAUUUCAUCGAUCAGUUUCCAGCUAAGGACAGAGUCGUAAUCGACAUCGUCCUUGUAUCGGGUGAUGGAACGCUACACGAGAUUGUAAAUCUUCUGGAUGAGGAGUGUGCGCGGCGAGGCGACUCGAAGCCGUUUCCACGAUUUCGUAUCGCUCUUAUCCCAGGCGGGACCGCGAAUGCACUGCACUCCUCCUUCUUCCCUCAAUCCACGGGCACAGAGACCUCUUCUCACCAAUUUGCAUCACUUGACGCUUUCCUUGGACCUACGCCAUCGGCGAAAACGCUCACGCUCUCGCACACCGUCAUCACGCCUCCGCAUGCUUCCUCUCAGGACAGCGAGACAAGGGCGCAUACUUCUGUUGUGUCCGUUGUGGUCACUUCGACAUCCCUCCAUGCAUCUAUAUUGCACGAUUCGGAGGCUCUUAGGAAAGGCAUGCCAGGAAUCGAAAGGUUCAAGGUGGCCGCGCAGCAGAACGCAACCCGAUGGUAUCACUCGCGUGUGCGCCUCCUUCCGUUCCCGCCCUCGUCGAGUGUGCAACGUUACGAUCCUGUGACAGACGCAUUCGUCCCAGUAUCGGAAGCGGAGACAGAGCUCGAUGGACCGUUUGCGUACUUCUUGAGCACCAUAAAUGUCGAUCGUCUUGAACCUGCGUUUCGCAUUUCCCCUCUCGCACGAUCGCAUCCUUCGGCAUCUACAAACCAUGAAGAUGGUGCAAUCGAUGUAGUUGUCGUCCGCCCAAAGAGAGAUCCUUCUGUAAAGGACGAGACGGAGGAAACAAGAACGCGGUUUACGGGGAAGGCGUGGCAGGUGCUUGGUAGUGCGUAUGCAGAUGGCGCGCACGUGAAACUGAGGUAUGGAGCAGAAGGAGAAGUCGGCGAGGGAGGUAUUGGAUUGCCUGUCGUGGAGUAUUUCCGAGUCGGCGGAUGGGAAUGGAUUCCAGAUAAAGCGGACGAAGAAGCGCGUCUUCUAUGUGCGGACGGGACGAUCUUCACGAUCCCGCCUGGCGGGAAAGCCCUGUCAAUGAUCUUGUCGCAGACCUCACACAAGUUAGACCUCGCUGUAUACAUAUGAUACUUUGAGGCCGAUUUCAAUGCCUGGCGAUGUAUAUCUGAACCGGAUGAAUCAUAUAUGUCACAUUCUCCACCAGCG
This is a messenger RNA of Heterobasidion irregulare TC 32-1, 1537 nucleotides long. RefSeq lists its product as uncharacterized. The transcript is spliced from 2 exons. The record is from RefSeq and is a predicted model, not a curated record. NCBI's taxonomy places the organism in Eukaryota, Fungi, Basidiomycota, Agaricomycetes, Russulales, Bondarzewiaceae. Bases 233 to 1459 code for a protein of 408 amino acids. Gene Ontology annotation, biological process: sphingosine biosynthetic process. Gene Ontology annotation, cellular component: cytoplasm; membrane; intracellular membrane-bounded organelle.